This is a messenger RNA of Pichia kudriavzevii, 702 nucleotides long. RefSeq lists its product as uncharacterized. The record is from RefSeq and is a predicted model, not a curated record. Gene Ontology annotation, biological process: regulation of transcription by RNA polymerase II. Lineage: Eukaryota; Fungi; Ascomycota; Pichiomycetes; Pichiales; Pichiaceae. Bases 1 to 702 code for a protein of 233 amino acids. Gene Ontology annotation, molecular function: transcription coregulator activity. The transcript has a single exon. Gene Ontology annotation, cellular component: mediator complex.
AUGUCAGAUCCGUUGUCACUUUUUGAAAAAGACAUGUCUGCAUUAGUUCAGUCAUUGCAGAGGUUCGAGCCUGAUCCUUCUAUUGCGUCGUCGAUUGUACAUGACUCUGAUUUAAUAGCUGAUGACAUAAAACAGCUCAAAUCUAUUACCGAAUCAUACAGGAACUUUGAUACAUCAGAAAGAGAGUAUGAUAUGAAACUGACACAUGGUUUGAAAGAUGCUCUUAAUAUCCUUGUCGAGUGUAAGCGAGAAUUGGACCAACUACCUAAAUCCCCGACUACUAGCGGUGGAGACGCCACAUCAACUAUAUCAGAGGAUGAUCAAGACACAAAGGAAAUCUUGUCAUAUGCACUCAAACUUGCUAAGUUCUCCAAGAUUCCAAGAACCUUUGAUGGAUUCUUGCUCCCGAACAAUUUUAUUUGGCCGGGCGAUGAUAACAUGCGUCGGGGAAACUUGGCGUUGGCUUCUUUAAUGCCAGAGAAGAUAAUCCAACUUGAGAACUUUGGUCCUGGUUAUGUUUCACCAAAAGCAGAGGCAAUUGAAGCAAAGGCAGAUGCUGGUGAUGACCAAAGAAUGGAUGUUGAUAACGAUUCAGAAGACGACUUUAUUCCUGAAAGAUCAAGUUUCAAUGAGGGCCACACCAAGCCUGAUUCUACUUCGAUAAUGGCCGGCUUAGAUCUUCUGGAUUCUGAUGACGAAUAG